Messenger RNA from Panicum hallii, 1351 nucleotides. Its product is annotated as alpha carbonic anhydrase 1, chloroplastic-like. The transcript has 7 exons. The coding region runs from base 210 to 1025 and encodes 271 amino acids. Gene Ontology annotation, molecular function: zinc ion binding; carbonate dehydratase activity. The record is from RefSeq and is a predicted model, not a curated record. NCBI's taxonomy places the organism in Eukaryota, Viridiplantae, Streptophyta, Magnoliopsida, Poales, Poaceae.
GCGCAACACCUUCACUCAGAUCGCCAGCGCCGUCGUCCCCGCCCGGAUCACUGAAGAUUCCCGCCGCCCAUCCCGUCCAGCCCGACGUCGAUCGGGGGCUCCUUUCUUGUGAGGUGUGUGGCUGUCGGCGUCCCGUCCGCGAGCUCAUCUUGAUCAGGAAGCGAGAUCGAAGCCGAUCUGCACUCAGCAAAAGGGCCAGGAGAUCGAAGAUGGCGGCUCCGGUUGGAAAUGCAGCCUUCCUCCUGCUGUUGGCUGCCUGCUGCUGCGUCGCCACCCUUGCCUGCGACCCCAAUGGCGCCAAGUUCGGGUACGUCGGCUCCGUGGGCCCUGACCACUGGGGCGGCCUGAGCCCCAACUUCACGGAGUGCGCUGUGGGGACGAACCAGUCCCCGAUCGACAUCGCGACGGCCAGAGCGGUCUACAACCCGGCGCUGCAGCCCCUCCACCGGGACUACACCGUCGCCAACGGCACCCUCGUCGACAACGUCGUCAACCUCGCGCUGCGGUUCGACGCCGGCGGCGGGAACGUGACCGUGGACGGGAAGCAGUACCGGCUGAAGCAGAUGCACUGGCACUCGCCGUCCGAGCACACCAUCAACGGGCAAAGGUUCCCCGUGGAGCUCCACAUGGUCCACGCCAGCGACGACGGCAACGUCACCGUCGUGGCGAUGCUCUACCGCUUCGGCAGGCCGGACCCGUUCCUAGCGCAGCUGCAGGACAAGCUCGCCGCGCUCUAUGCCGAGGGCUGCGACGCCGAGAAGGGCGCCCCGGUGCCCGCCGGCGUCGUGAGCCUGUGGCCGCUGCGGCUGCGCUCCCACACGUACUACCGGUACGUCGGGUCCUUCACCACGCCGCCCUGCACCGAGAACGUCGUCUGGAGCAUCCUCGCCCAGGUGAGGGAGAUGUCGGUGGACCAGGCCGCCGCCCUGACGGCGCCGCUGGAGCAGGACUACCGGCGCAACAACAGGCCCACGCAGCCGAUGAACGGCCGCGUCGUCCAGGUCUACCGUACCGCGGUGCCAUGAAGAGCCAAGAGGGCGCCGUAGGCGUACCCCGCCCGCAUGGUCAUCAGUUGUUUCUCUGCGUCCAAGUAGUUUGUGACUUUGGUGUUCUGCAUGUGUUCGGUUCUAGGUCUGGUCUCUCGUUAGUCGCCGGCCAUGUCCCCGGUUCGGGCAAUCUGGAGUCUGAAGUUGGUCGGUAGGUCUAGGGUUUAUAAGGCUAAUCACAAUGUGGGUUUUAUGUCCAUGUUUCUAAGAAUGCCACGUCAACUUUGUAGAAGAAUGAAACACCCUCUCUCAGUAGAGAGUUUCAUCUCACUAUUUCAUAUGCCAACAUACUACUUAAAUGCUAC